GCUCAACACAGCCUGGAUCAGUUAGUUCAGAGGUUCUGAGGAGGCACUACACAGCUCUGGGAUCCAGUUUGAAGUCAGUGUUCAUUUAGCUACUGGUGAGAUGGAUAAGUGUGUGAUGACACUCCCAGUCCUGCUGCUGUUCCUGGGCCUGGUUGUGAUGUCCCGAUCCUGUCUAGAGCCAGCCUCUGCAUACAGGUUCACUGGGGCUGUCUGUAGGCUGACCUACCCUGCAGCGGUGGUCUUAAAUGAGAAGACGACCAAGGUCAUCCAGGCUGCGUUCCAGCAUGCCAAAUAUCCAAGCAUUAGCAAUGAGAAGUCUAUUCUCUUUGUUGGAAAGGUGAAAUAUGGACUUGCCAAUCUGGAGAUCCAUAACCUGUCGAUUGGGCGGAGUGAGUUUGAGCUCAUAGCAGGUGAAGGCAUUGAGAUUGCCAUCUCCAACGUGUCUGCUGUUUUCAAAGGAACCAUCCAGUAUGGAUAUGGAAGCUGGCUUGUCAAUGUGGGACAUUCAGUAGAUUUUGAAAUUGAUUCGCACAUUGAUCUUGGCAUUAACCCCAAACUCUAUUGUGGAAAGGGGAAAGUUGCUGCAGACACAUCAGACUGCUACCUCACAUUCCACAAGCUGGAUCUCCUGCUGCAGGGAGACAGGGAGCCUGGCUGGCUCAAGAGGCUGUUCACAAACUUCAUCACCUUCACUGUGAAGCUGGUUAUUAAAAGCCAGAUCUGUAAGGAGAUCAAUAAUGUGGCAAACAUAUUGGCGGACUUUAUACAGGAACGAGCAGAGCAAUUCCUUAGUGAUGGUGACAUCAGCAUGGAUAUUGGAGUAACUUCUGCCCCUGUCAUCACAUCCAAUUACAUUGAAUCAUACCACAAGGGUCUGGCCAAAUACAACAACAUGACAGCUGUCAUCAAUGAGUCUGUAUUCGACCCCAGCCAACUGACAGAGGACCGCAUGCUUUACUUCUGGAUCUCUGAUGAGGUCUUCAACCCCCUGAUUACAGCUGCCCACCAAGAUAGACGUUUUGUCCUCAACAUCUCUGGUCUGGAGCUCACAGAACUGUUUAAGACACAUUUGUCUACCCCCAUUCCAGAGUUCCUUAGCCAGUUUCUGUCCUCUGAGGAGCCAGUGCUGAGGGUGUGGAGUGUGUCAGUGCCUCACCUGUGGACGACCCCAAUGGGCACCUAUGUCAGAGCUGUGGCUGCAGCAGAACUGACUAGCGGAGCUGAGGACAUCCCAGGACUUUACUUUGAGAUGGAGGUGGAGGUUGUAGUGACUGCUUCCUACGCCAAGAAGAAACUGAUCCUAAUCGCUACAACAUCACAAAUUUCCAUAAUGAAGGAUUCACUGUCCACAGACACACUGCAGAUGGUUGAAGCCCACAUUGAAUAUUUGAAAGAGGCAGUGGAGAAAAUAGGUGUCCCAAAAGUCAUAUCCAAACUAGAACCAAGUUUAACUGCACUACUGGACAAACAGGGAGCAAAUCUGUUUGAGCUCAUCGAACCCCAGGUUGUUUCUCAGGAUGGUUUUGUGAUUAUCCAGACAGACUUUGCCUUUCCUCAUCAUCUGCUUGUGGAAUUCCUCAGGAAGACUCUGGAGUGAUUCUAAUGUUGAGAUGGUGGGAGUGGUCACAGCCGCUCCCUGUCCCUGUGCAUCAAAUCACAUACAGUAGGCUACAGUAUACCGAGGUCUAAUGUGCAAUGUUUUGAAUGACUGUAUUAGUGGAGGUGUUGAUAAACUUACACUUCGGAAUACAAUUACUAGUUGUAUUUGCACAUUAAACAGGAACAGGUGCAAACACAUAGAAAAUUAGGCACUCUGUGUGUGAAAAGGUUUUUGAAAAGGUCAUUGUACACUCAGGUCUUUGUACACUCAUUAUGAACUUCUGUAUUGACAUGGUUGAUUAUGUCUCUUAACCUUGUCCCUAAAGCUGAAUUAGAAAUACAACUUGGCUCAAUAAGAAACAUGAUUUGUAUUUGCAUACUGUAAGUAAAGGGUUAAAUGUGACCAUGGCAGUAGGGUAUUUCCACUUAUUGUGAUUGGAUUGGUUAAUUUAAUAUUCCAUGGAUCAGGUGGCACAGAGCAGGUAGAACCGGUUCCUCUGCCAACUGCCCUGAUGUACCAGGUGUCCCUCUGCCCUCUGGGAAGAUAGCCAUUCAUCGAUAGAAGAUGGCUUCAGAAUGGAAACAAUACCAACUUGUUUGGUCUCUGAAAUGUCCCACUGAAAUGUGCAUCUUUUAAAUAAACUAAUAUAUGGCU
Molecule: messenger RNA, 2254 nt
Organism: Oncorhynchus mykiss (rainbow trout)
Lineage: Eukaryota; Metazoa; Chordata; Actinopteri; Salmoniformes; Salmonidae
Gene: cetp
Product: cholesteryl ester transfer protein, plasma
Biological process (GO): very-low-density lipoprotein particle remodeling; phosphatidylcholine metabolic process; cholesterol homeostasis
Cellular component (GO): high-density lipoprotein particle
Molecular function (GO): triglyceride binding; phosphatidylcholine binding; cholesterol transfer activity
Source: RefSeq, a predicted model, not a curated record